AUGCACGAUGAUGAUUACCCUACAGAUCAAUACUCUAGAUGGGACCCACGGGGAUGGUCCUUGAUGAAGAAGGUUUUCCUAGCGGUUGGCAUUAUCGUUGUGAUUGUGGCAGUCGUCGUUGGGGCGGUUCUAGGAGUGCGAGCCAAUCGGUACCCCAAGUACUCAAAACUGAACUACAGUUUGAAAGAUGAAUUUUCGGGACCGUCCUUUUUUGACAACUUUGAAUAUUUUACUGGCGCCGACCCUACUCAUGGAUUCGUUCAGUAUAUAGACCGAGCUGCAGCCACAUGGCUGAAUCUAACAUCCGCCACGGAUACCUCCGCGGUGCUCAAGGUGGACACGACAUUUAGUGGUUCGGAGGCGGCUAGUGGACGCCAAUCUGUUCGAGUUACGUCCAAAAACACCUAUGCUGAUGGGCUGUUCAUUUUCGAUGUUAUCCACACCCCGUAUGGAUGUGGUACAUGGCCAGCCCUGUGGCUAACAGACCCGAGCAACUGGCCGGAGCACGGAGAAAUUGAUGUCGUGGAAGCUGCCAACGCUGGAACGUUUGGAACUCAGUCGACGCUUCACACGUCGAAAGGCUGCUCCAUGGGCGUUAAGCGGAAAGAAAGUGGCAGUGUGGAUCAAAAGGACUGCUAUAAUGAGGCCAAUGAUAACUCGGGAUGUGGUGUGAAAGGCACUAAGAGUUCUUAUGGUCCUGAGUUCAAUAGCAAGGGUGGCGGAGUUUAUGCAAUGGAACUCCGUGAGGCCGGUAUUCGCGUAUGGCAAUGGGCCCGCUCACAGAUCCCGUCCGACGUCACCUCGGGCAGUCCCGACCCAUCUACCUGGGGCCAGGCAUUCGCAGACUUCCCUAGCACGCAUUGCGAUAUCGGUUCUCAUUUUAAGAACCAGAGCAUUAUCAUCAAUAUCUCCCUGUGUGGGGACUGGGCCGGAGCGAACAAGUAUUACAAGACACAAAGUAGUUGUCCUGGCAACUGCGCCACAUUCGUGCGGGACAACGCGACUAGUUUUAGGACAGCGUACUGGGAGUUUGGUGGCUUUAAGGUCUAUCAGACCUCGUGA
Penicillium digitatum Pd1 is the source of this 1062-nucleotide messenger RNA. RefSeq names its product glycoside hydrolase family 16 protein. Gene Ontology annotation, molecular function: hydrolase activity, hydrolyzing O-glycosyl compounds. The record is from RefSeq and is a predicted model, not a curated record. NCBI's taxonomy places the organism in Eukaryota, Fungi, Ascomycota, Eurotiomycetes, Eurotiales, Aspergillaceae. Gene Ontology annotation, biological process: glucan catabolic process.